AUGCAAGGUAUGUCUCUUCCUGUUGAGAUCUGUAGUUGGCUGGUCACCCCACACCAUUUUAAAUGUGGUUUCCUAUAUUCAGUUUCACAGUUUAUUUUAAGAAAAUACACUUCUCUUAUUUUCACAGGUAAAAAGAUGGCUUAUCAGAAGGUCAAUGCAGAUCAAAGAGCUCCAGGACAUUCACAGUAUUUAGACAAUGAUGACCUUCAAGCCACUGCCCUUGACUUAGAAUGGGACAUGGAAAAGGAACUGGAAGAGCCUGGUUUUGACCAGUUCCAGCUAGAUAGUGCUGAGAAUCAGAGCAUGGAGAAUCCAGAGACUGCAGACCUCAAUCUUGAUUCUAUUCAACCAGCAACUUCACCCAAAGGAAGGUUUCAGAGACUUCAAGAAGAGUCUGAUUAUGUAACCCGUUAUACAAGAUCUGCACCAAAGAGCAACCCCUGCAAUUUUUGCCGCCUUUUAAAAAUACUUUGCACAGCCAUCAUUUUAUUUAUUUUGGGGAUUUUGAUAGGCUAUUAUACACAUAAAAAUUGCCCUUCAAAUGCUACAUCUUCAGGAACACUUGAUCUUCAGUUUUACCAAGAGAUUCUCAAGACAAUCCAAGCAGAAGAUAUUAAGAAGUCUUUCAGAAAUUUGGUACAACUGUAUAAAAGUGAAGAUGACACAGAAAUUUCAAAGAAGAUUAAGACUCAUUGGACUUCUCUGGGCCUAGAAGAUAUACAGUUUGUAAAUUACUCUGUGCUGCUUAAUCUGCCAGGCCCUUCUGCCAGCUCUGUGACUCUGAGCAGCAGUGGCCAAUGCUUUCAUCCUAAUGGCCAGCCUUGCAGCGAAGAAGCCAGAAAACACAGCAACCAAGAUCUGCUUUACUCAUAUGCAGCCUAUUCUGCCAAAGGAACUCUCGAGGCUGAAGUCAUUGAUGUGAGUUAUGGAAAGGCAGAUGAUUUGAAAAGGAUACAAAAAAUGAAAAAUACAACGAAUCAGAUUGCGCUCCUGAAAUUGGGAAAAUUGCCAUUACUUUAUAAGCUUUCCUUAUUGGAAAAGGCUGGAUUUGGUGGUGUCCUUCUAUAUAUUGAUCCUUGUGAUUUACCAAAGACUGCAGAUCUUAACUAUGAUACGUUCAUGGUUUCACUGAACCCAGGAGGAGACCCUUCUACACCUGGUUAUCCAAGUGUGGAUGGAAGCUUUAGGCAAAACCGACCAAACCUCACGACCCUCCUGGUACAGCCCAUUUCAGCAUCUCUUGUUGCGAAACUGAUCUCUUCACCAAACAGCAGAACCAAAAACGGUAUCUGUAGCCCUCUAGAACUGCCAAACAACGAUGAGAGAAUUGUCAGCAUACAAAUUCAGACGGUUACAAAAUUCAAAACAGUUACUAAUGUUGUUGGAUAUUUAAAGGGCUUGAUAUCUCCAGAUCGGUAUAUCGUAGUUGGCAGCCACCAUCACACUGCAUACAGUUAUUAUGGACAAGAAUGGGCCAGCAGCACUGCAAUAAUCACAGCUUUUAUCCGAGCCUUGAUGUUAAGAGUUAAGAGAGGGUGGAGACCAGACCGCACAAUUGUUUUCUGUUCAUGGGGAGGAACAGCUUUUGGCAAUAUUGGCUCAUAUGAAUGGGGAGAGGAGUUCAAGAAGGUUCUGCAGAGAAAUGUCGUGGCUUAUGUUAGUCUCCAUAGUCCCAUUAGGGGUAACUCAAGUUUAUAUUCUGUAGUGUCACCAUCUCUUCAGCAACUGGUGGGAGAGAAACAUUAUUUCAACUGUUCCAGAAGAGCUAAGUGCCGAGAAACCAACGUCAGUUCUGUACAGAUUCAAGGUGAUGCUGAUUAUUUCAUCAACCAUCUUGGAGUUCCCACAGUGCAGUUUGCCUAUGAGGACAUCACAGCAUUACAGGGUCCAAGUUUUCUCUCUGAGGCUCUUUUCCUCAAACGUGCAACAAAAAUUGAAGAAAUGGAUCCUUUUUUCCACCUUCAUGAAACCAUUACCAAGCUCUCAGGAGAAGUGAUUUUGCAAAUUGCCAACGAACCAGUUCUGCCCUUUAAUGCUCUUGAUAUAGCUUUAGAAGUUCAAAACAGUCUUAAAGGUGAUCAACCCAACACUCAUCAACUGCUAGCCUUGGCCUCACGCCUGCGGGAGAGUACUGAACUCUUCCAGUCAGAUGAGAUGCGUCCUGCUAAUGAUCCCAAGGAGAGAAUUCCAAUCCGCGUCCGGAUGCUGAAUGACAUUCUCCAAGACAUGGAGAAAAGCUUCCUGGUGAAGCAAGUGCCACCAGGUUUUUAUAGAAAUAUCCUGUACCACCUCGAUGAGAAGACAAGCCAGUUUUCAAUUCUCCUGGCAGCUUGGGAGCACUGCAAGUCACUUGCAUCAAAUGAGACCAUUCAGGAAGCCCUGUCAGAGGUGUUGAACAGCAUUAAUUCAGCUCAGGUUUACUUCAAAGCAGGACUUGAUGUGUUCGAGAGUGGCGUAGUUGGAAAGAACUGAGAAAACUCUCAGCAUUUUAAAAAGUUUGUUUACAAUUCCUCAAGCAAAAGCUCUAAUCUAACCAGAUUUUCUGACAUUGAAGACUCCCCCCGAAUGACUUUUUAAACAAGUCCAAAGCUAUUAUUACAUUGUAUUUUUAAAUGUACAUAUAAAAGAGCAUUUUGCACAUUUAAUAUUUUCUUAUUUCUACAUCUCUGAAUAUGUAAAAUCAAGUUAUUGAAAUAAUACUUAAGAUUUAUCUAUUAAAAAGAAAUCUGCUGUAUUUUUAUAUAUAUAAAAUAUUUGGGGGGCAAGGUUCCAAGAAGUUCUGGACAAUCUUCACUUCUAGGGAUAAAACAUAUAGGAACAGAAGUUAUUCCCUAUGUUACAGCUAUUAAUGACCUAGUUUCUGUAAUAGAAAUGGAGACUUGAUAUGGUUUCAGAUUAACUUCACUAAUAAGUAUUCAAUAUAAAGAAUUCAAGUAUUCCGACUGAAUGAUUGGUCAACCAAAACCACUUUGAAUGUUUCUAUUUUAUGAAAUGAAGUGCCUGUUCGUAAUACAACUAGAUGUAGUAAUACACUGGUUAUGAAAUUGUAUUUUUUAAGUAUUAAUGAAAAAAAGAGCCAUAAACAUUCCAGGGAAAAUCUCGUAGUAGCUGCACAGAGCAAUUUAAAUGCAAAUUUUUGCCUAACAACUUAGAAGAUGACUAGCUUUGAAACCCCUAAUUUGCCUCAGUUGAUUUUGUAAAAAUUACAGGAGUGACAUAUGUCUUAUGAGGGAGAAAAUAUUUCUUAUUUCUCCCUCUCUCGGUUCUGUAGGAAGCACUGAAACCUAGCUACUCUGAAAUGAAAGCAUUUUGCAUUGCUCUUCCUUCCUGUAUCUCUUCUGAAACUCCUUCCUGUAAGGCAGUUUUAACAGAAUACCAUGUAAUUUUCACAGGAGAGUAGCAAAGUUUCUCUUUGAAAACCCAAACUAUCUUAAAAAAACAUCAAAUUGCUAUUUCUGCCACUGACACAAAGGACUUACAAUGAAAGAAAUAGUUGUUUGAUCAAUGAAAAACUUCUGAAUUCUGUAAAGAAACUUUUGAUAUUUUUCCUUCUUUAUCCUUUAUCGUGACUAAGACGCAAAUGUAGAAAAUAUUCAUGCUUCUAAUUUUAUGCAGAAAAUACAGUGUUACUACAAGAGGGUGUCUUUCCCACACUUCGAUCUUCUCUCAUGAGGAAAAUGAAGCUUUUCAUAUUGACAUUGUCAUGGAAUGGCCCUAGCAUCCACUAUUGCCCAGAAGCCUAAAAUUCUUUCUAUUGGGUGACAGUUUAAAGUGUGAGCUUAUCUUUAGAAAUGUUCUUCCGGUAUUGAAUAAAGCAAUGCCUCUUAGGAAACAUAUUUUCAGCAUAUUUUAUGUGAACUGUCUCUACCUAGCACAACACUCAAACACACGUCCCAUUUAGAUACACCACGAAACAACAUUCCAGACAAUGCUUGUAUGUCUAAGUCUCCAGUGUUUGUGGAUAAGCAUAAACCUACCCUUUGUUUAAAGGAAAACUACAGUUGAGGGAAAAGAAUUAAUCAGUAUUGAUUAAUUGAUUUAUAGGGGUCAGCUGUUCCUAUCAUAAGUAAUGUGUAUAAGCUCAAAGCAAAGAGGAGAAUUGAUGUAAUUAGCUAGAUAAUUCAAGCAGAAAUCCAUUUUCAUAUGAAUUGCCUAUGUGUGCAUAUUUUUAAAUGACAAAUGAAACUACCUUACAAUGUUUUUUAACAAAAUCGAUGUACUUGCUUGAAAAUAUUGUCCAUGUUGAAGAGUAUCUACAGCCAAAGGCUCAGGACCAGCCUCCCAUGAGCCUCAGCCUCAGAGCCCUCUCUUGCUCCACAGAAAUCAGCAACAGAACAGAGGUGAAAAAACACUGACAGACAUGUAUGGGGUCAAAUAAGAGAGUGCUUUAUACCAAAGGACUUUCAACAUUUAACCAACCUUCAGUGUGUUCAUUCCAGUUCUUCAUUUGGAGGUGAAGUUACUUUAAAACAAACAACAUUCUGGAGUUGGAGCUGAGUUUAAAACGAACAAAAACAAUUGUUAGUUUCAUAGUUUAUCAUUUAAAACUAAAUCCUGAGUAAACUCCCUCCCUGAGUCUGUAAAACUGUUGAGAGCACAAAAUACAUGUUUGUACAUUUUAGCUUAGAGAUUGAUUGUGUACCUAGGUAAACCACAUUGCAUAGAUAAAGGUCUCAAUAUUAGUAUUCUCCUUUCUAAAUUAUGUGGUAUUUGCUAUUUGAAAAAAAUAAUAAACUAUGUACUAAUGUGUUUUCAUUAGUCUAUUUAAGAGAUAAUGUGAAGAAAGUAAUUAUAAUUAAAACAGAUGUCCACUAAUUCUAUAGAUGCUGCUUCAGGUCUUUGAUUGCAACAAACCUCUGAAUUAUAACAUCACUGCUAUGGUGUUCCUCUAAAUUUAUUAUAUCAUUUUCAUUUUUUCCCCUAACAAAUCCAAGUAAAUAAAAUCCUCUGCAAGUUAAUACCAAGUGUUUUUGUGAAUUGAUAAUAGGUUUAAAUUGUUGCUGAGAUAUCUGGGUGCCUUCAUACAUAGAUUUCCACCAGGGCAUAAUGAGUCACAAAUGGUUAUUCUCCCAAGAAAAUGUGGCAGAUGUUCGCCACUGAAAUUUAGGUUCAGGAAGGGUUCACAUGAGCUACUGUCCUUUGUGGAAAAGGAGAGAGUCUGGGAGCAAAAGAGAGCCUAAGAGACCUUCUGGUCUAAGCCCUAGGAAGUUCCGUUCAGCCAGGGAAGGCAUCAUCACUCCCAUCAGAUGAGUAAGUGAAGCCAAAGUGAUUCAGCAAUGUGGAUAUAGUCACAUAUUUAGUUAGUAGCAAAAACACUACACUAUAAAAAAGCACUGGAAUUUAAGCUGCUCUGCUUUCUCAUGUGGUAUAUCCAGCUCGUUCCCUGAGAUACUAGGGUUAUAAAAGAUCUUUUCCAGUAUGUUCUAUGUUACUAGCCAUUCUACCAGAUGCUAUAUGGGUUGGAAUCACUGCUUUUAAUUAAGAACUAGUCAUUCUCUGACUAUACAUGAUGAACAAAACUGUCCAAGGGAAUCCAGGAAAGGGACACUAGGACUGGGUACUUGGGGGAAGUGGUGAGAGUCUCUACAUGACACCAGAAGUCAGAAAGUAAAAUGCCUUUAUGAGAGGACAUUUCAGCUCUUUACUAAAUCAGCAGUCUAAAUCAGUGUUUCUCAAAAUGUGGAUUUGGGGAAGUGAGGCUUAGGAAUAUUCAUCUUGAGCAAGAUCGCCCAGGUAAUACUUAUGUACACUGAAGUUUAAGAAUUUCUAAUCUACAUCAGUCCCGGGUCCUAAGAAAAUGUUACUUGGUAAUAUAUCUAAAUAAAAUAAGGAGUCACAAUAACAGAAGGGACCUAAAGCUUUGCUAUUAAUGGCAUCAUUAAGAACAAAGGGAGACAGAGAGAAACCAUUGUAUCUCUCAAAAAAGGAUGCCGACACAGCUGAAGUCUGUGCCUACUACAUGUCAGGCAGUAUUAUAGACUUUUUAACAUCUGUGUUUCUUCUAAUUGAACCGCUACAAUAACCCAUUUUAAAAAUGAAGAAAUUUAGUUGAGCGACUUGUCCAAAAUUCUACAUCUGAAAAAAACGGCUGAGGUGUCUCCUACGGGCCCUCUGAAAUGGAGUCCUGUGUUCUUCAGGCUGAGUUCUGCAGAAAAGAUCACAAGAAUCUUUUGGUUUAUAGAAAAUGAUGUAGCUGAGACUUUUAAUGUAUUUCUGUACAACUGAGCAGACUGUGUAGCCUGCCACUUUACUGGCUUAAUUAAAGAGUUUGAAGAAACAAAUGACACACUUCCUUAUAAUGUUUGCCCACCCUAUCAAUGGUGGGCACAUAUAGAUCAAUUAGAAGGUGUCUGUAAGAGCAUUAAAAAUGAGGGUACCAUUAUAAAAUAUCAUGGAAACUGGGUGUAACAUAGUAAAAAUGAUAAGAAGCCACAUAUUUCACAAUUUCCUCCUCAAAAUGCCUGUAUAAUAUCACUGAAAAAAAAAAAGAGUGGGUGCUGGGAUUUACAACCACAGUUUUAUAUCAUCCGUAAAGACUCAGAAAAACCAGUCAACUUUUAAAAAUAAAUAUAUAGGGCAUACAGUAGGUUUCCCCCACUGAAAAAAUAGGUGCACAAAAGGAAAAUAAACGAUUUGUUACCAUCUGCCUAAUAAUGAAUCCACAACUUUGCCUCAAAUGAAAAACUAUAAUUAUUUGCACAAUAAAUUGGUAGACCUAGCCAACAGUGUUCUCAAGAGACAUACUGUGGAAUGUGUAAUUAAUUACUCCAAAAAUUAAGCUUUCUCUGAGGGUAGCACAUUGUCAUCUCAUUGGCUUAAUAGACUAUUUAAAUAUGCCUUGGCCAUAUAUUCCCCUAGCAGAAAAGAAUGAUUUCAAACUGCCAACCCAUGAGUUGAACGAGAGGAAAAUGGACCCACGUAUUCCAAUAAAUAUAUCAGCAGCGUAACUGUUCCAUCACAAGAGCAUGGAUGUAACCCAAAGGAGAACUAAACAAUGUGAUAUUUGAGGAAGGAAAUAGUCUGUCUAGCUGCUAGUGAAUCUGUAUUUCUUGUGUAUGUUUAAAAACCUCAGAAUCUGCUAUUCUGAAAGAUUGUUAAAACCUUCACAGAAUUCUGAGCACCUCAUCAAGUACAAAUACUUUUCAGUUAAGUGAGUUUGUUUUAUGCAAUUCAGAAUUACAAGUGACAAGAAUUUGAAAGGACAGUUGCAAAAGAAAUCUUCAAAUGUAGCUUCUUCUGGUUAUCACCAUAUCCGCUCAAUUUUCUGUUUUCUCUUUCUAGAUAUACUCUAGCAAUGGGAUUAGAUUUUUUUCCCCGGAGAAGGUAAUUUUAGGAUCUAUUUGUCUCAAUAUAUAUUUAUCUCUUAAUCAGCCAGAGUUUUAUUUCCAUAAUACCUUUCAAUUAUCCUUUGAAGAUAUACACUGAAGUGCCUUUAGCAUAUGCGGGACUGCCAAGAAUCUUGAGACCUUGCUUAUUAUGAGACGACAUAUUUCUUAAAGACAUUUAUAAUCUCAUAUUCAGAUUGUGUCUAGAUUUACAAAGCAAAGGAUUACAUUGAGGCACUCUCAGAAAGCAUUUAAGAAAAAGGGGUUGCUUCAAGUUUAGUAUGUUUCUCAUUAUUUUAUGUUUGGACUAUAUAGUUAAAUAAUUUUCUGUGACCAGAAUAGUAAUUUUGAGGUUUUUGGCCAAAAUCCAAUCAUGGAAGCCAAAGAAAUGCAUGACUACUCUAAUUUCUUAAGCAGGAUUCUGUCGAGAAUUAACUCAGGACCAGCUGAUUCAGUGCCCACAUCUAGACAGAGCUUUAAUGAGGAUAGACAGAGCCUAACAGUGUUCUGUCUACUUCCUUUGAUGUUGUAAGCCAAUAAGCACGGAGGUAGCUUUUCUCAGAAGGAAACAGAUUUUAUUUCCCAGGGGCUAAUUAAUAUGCACCACCUCAGUCCCCAGAGGACUGCACAGGUGCCUGUACUAUGCCAUAUGUCAUGUGCUAGAUUCCAGCAAGCUCAAGAGAUUAAUAUACGAUCAUUAUUAUGAAUUAUUAUGUUGCAUUGAAGUUAAUGUCGGUCUUUUGUUCUAAUUAAAGUACAAACUUGGCAUCUGAAUAGAAGCUUAGCUAGAGAAGAGAAGUGGAGUUAGAGUCUCUGUUUUAAUGAGCUACAUAUAUUUUUCAAUCAAAAUGUGUAAUUAUUUAAUUCUCUGGUCUGUUCAGUAAGUCUAUAAUUCUUUCCUUAAAGAAUCUUCAUUCAAUAUGUUACUACACAGAUGACAACUACUUGGAGUGUGUUUUGUCUUUUGAAAUUCUUAGCCAUUGUCAAAUCAGGCUUUCAUUAUAUAUGCAGUAAUGUUUUAUUUAUAUUAAUAAUUAUUAUUUGUUUAUCUUUAUGUCAAGCUGCUGCAUAUGGACUACCUUACUCUGAGAGUCAGAACAAAAUGUGGUUACUCUACAAAGACAGUUUUAUCAUAUCUGUUUAAAACAAAACAAACACACAAACAAGCAAACAAAAUUCUUUACUAUACCAUUGCAAAUUGUCUGCAGGAAGCAAAAUGCCCAGGUGGUUAAGUGUAGCUCAUAUAAUUAUAUUCCAAAGAUGUUAUAAAUAAUUCCAUUUAGAAGCUCAGAUAGGGCUCUAUUAGGUGAUUCAGUGUUUACAUUUCACACAGAAAGGUUUAAUGGCAAAUAUAUCCCAUACAUUUUAACUUGCUACUUGGAGAAUAUGAAUAUAUUGUAUUCAAAAAAGAAAAUAGAUUUCUAGGACACUCUGAAGGACUAGUUUGUUUUUAUAGACCUCUAGAAAAAUCAGCACAUCAUUUUGAUACUAAUUUCAUACUAUGUAUUUAAAAUGUUAAUAUAUACCAUUCAUUUUUAAUCAUGUCUUCAGUGUAGCAAUAUUUAGAUAUAUAAAAUGUUAUAAUAAAUAAUUUUUCUCAACUGUAUAACAGUAAAAAAAUACGGCCAUUAAGAAUGAUGAUAGGCAGGGGAAGAUUUAUAAAUUAACUUAGGAUAAAUUUGGAGGACUACCUUUCCAAUUAAAUUUGCUUUGAUUAAAAACAAAUAUCUGUCGAGAGGUAUCCCCAUUACUAAAUUGCACUAAACUAUUAUAGUGUUAAAUAUUGUUCAAAAUAAUUUGACUGUCAUCUGUGAUUUGGAAAUCGUUUUCUUCAUAGAAAAAAAGAUUCAUUGUCAUAGUCUUUCCUAUGAUUGAUUUUUAAUGACAUUGACUUAAAGACACAUAUCUGUGUUUUUUGAAGUACUGUAUGGAAUUGAAUGUCUAUUUUCUAUAAUGUGUAGAUGCUCACAAGGAAUUUAGUGCUUUUUAUAUUUAGCCCAAGUGUGAUCUCAAUUUAUUUGACAACUUUUUAAUGGAUUACUCUCAUGACUCGAUAUGUAGCUUACUUAGAAACGUAUAUUGUGGUCUGGAGUGACAAAAAAAAUUGGUUGGAAUACCACAUCCAUUAAGAAUAUGAGGGAAUGUUUUAUAUUUUGGUCACUUAAAUAUUUGUAUAUCAUUGGAAACAUAGUACUAUGAAGUAAAAGUAUCUUUCAAGAAAUACGUUGUGAUUCAGAAAUGCAAUGAGAAUGUGCAGUGAAAUGGUAAUGUUUAAAAUACCCACUUAAAAAAUAUUAAAUACAGGUGAGAAAA
Molecule: messenger RNA, 9638 nt
Organism: Hyaena hyaena (striped hyena)
Lineage: Eukaryota; Metazoa; Chordata; Mammalia; Carnivora; Hyaenidae
Gene: NAALADL2
Product: N-acetylated alpha-linked acidic dipeptidase like 2
Exons: 13
Coding region: 1-2472 (823 amino acids)
Source: RefSeq, a predicted model, not a curated record